Neoarthrinium moseri is the source of this 1221-nucleotide messenger RNA. RefSeq lists its product as uncharacterized. Lineage: Eukaryota; Fungi; Ascomycota; Sordariomycetes; Amphisphaeriales; Apiosporaceae. The record is from RefSeq and is a predicted model, not a curated record. The transcript has a single exon. Bases 1 to 1221 code for a protein of 406 amino acids.
AUGGAUCGGUAUAGAGCUCCUACUAUGGCCUCACCACAGCCUACACCAAUGGCCGAAGGCAAAAAGCUCAGAAGGAAGUUGCAGAAGAUCGGCAACCCACAACGCUACAGUCUCCCUGUGACUAGCAGCAGUGCCAAGAGUUUCGAGUCCAUUGGCUUCAUCAAAUCCAUUUUUGCCCACAGGAGAGUUGAAUCAGAUAGAGUGAUCCCGCCGACUAUACCAUCGCCUGACUUGGACGACUCUAAAUGGACCGACUAUCUACGGACAAGCGGAUACGUUCCUAACCUUGCCAGUCCACCACUCCCGCAAUCCUCUCAAGAUACACUCACACCGCCGGCUCAUAUCAUUCCCGAACUCGCCCACCUCAGCAUCGGCAAUGCGAGAUCAACAGGAUCCUCAGAAACUCUUUCUUCGGAUGGGCCGUCGACCCCUUCGACGUCUUCAGUAGCAUCGGCAGUAAGGCGGUACGCAAAGACGCCGGUGACCAGGAUAGGCCAACUGGAAGGAGUAUCAGUCUGGGAACCUGUCGAGGCGCAGGACAUUCUGAGCGCCGAAGCGCUCGCAGAGUCGUACAGAGCCUUGCUGAACUCCCGUUCUUCCUUCAUGGAGUCGAGGUAUUCCACGCCGAUGCAGUCAUUCGAUGAAGAGCCGCCUCGUUCCAUUCCAACACCAUACGGCAUUCCGGGCGAAUUCCCCGUCGAAUUCCCCGUCGAAAGGACGAUGCACCUCCCGUUUAACCCAAAGACGGAGAUGGAGUCGCCAACGUCGUCCGACGGGACGCUGGUCGGGUUCGAGGAGGAUGCGAUCUACUUUAAACCCGUGUCCUUCUCCCCUGAGCAAUCUACCUCACCUUGCCCGAUCGUGUUGGAGGAAAACCGGAACGGAGUCAAGUCAGCAACACCCGCGCCGACAGAUAAUCACAGUAUGCAGAUCAUUUUUGAUCUGCUUACGAAGGAGCUAUCCUCGGCAGCAAGUGGCAAUCGGAUCCGACCAAGUGCUGAGACGUCCGCAUUGCAGAUCUGGAUCAUGAUCGAGGCCUACGAGAAGCUGAGGGAGCAAGUGGACGAGAUGGCCCUAGAAGCCUCUCAUGCCAACUCCAUGCAAGCGAUGUUGAGUACGUGGUUACGGGCGUUGUAUGCUGUUCACGACCGGAUGACGGGGAACGAUGGACAGCGCAGUGAGAGUGACUAUGGCGAUCUGGAACCCGAGGGUUUGGACUGA